GAUUUAUUUCAAUGUGUGCUCCUGCAAGUUAAAGUGUUUGUGUUUUCAUUUCAAACCGUGCAUCGCUUUUGUGUUGAUUAAUUUUAACUUUGUUAAAUUGAACGAACGAUGCACCAGUCUAUCUUAAGAGUUCUCGUUCUAUCCAGUUUGGUGUGUUUUUGUGCAUGCCUCCACGUCGCCUAUGACCUUAAUGGAUGGAAGGCGGUGCCACUUGACAACAGGAGAGUUGUUGAUUCAAUGAUACUAGCCGCUGCGCACCUUGGGGGAGAAAUGAGAGAACCUGUGACUGCCUUUAAAUGGAGCGAAGGCUCACCAGACUGGGAUUUGUACCGAGUGUCAUUCAAAGGUAUAUUUCUACAGGGAAAAGGUUAUGAAUGCCAUGCAGAUGCGGUUUGGAUAACUAAUCCAGCCAAUACAACUGUGUUCAAUACAGGCGGCAUUCCGAUACCUUUAAACCAGAAUUUACGGGUGGUUUAGCUCGGUGUAAAAUGCGUUUCAACUCGUGGAGUUCAUGUGGGCAGAUUACUGUUAAAAUCCUGAAAUACGAAUGGAAAACAAACAUUGUUAUGAAAAUUGAAUCAUCGUGUAGAUAUAAAAUAAAUGUUAAUAAACCUCAAGUAUAUCAUUUUA
This is a messenger RNA of Mercenaria mercenaria, 630 nucleotides long. Its product is annotated as insoluble matrix shell protein 2-like. The record is from RefSeq and is a predicted model, not a curated record. Lineage: Eukaryota; Metazoa; Mollusca; Bivalvia; Venerida; Veneridae. Bases 109 to 477 code for a protein of 122 amino acids. The transcript has 3 exons.